AUGAUCAUUUCAAAUUUCAAGUUGAAAACUAUUCAAAUGAAAUUCACGAUUUAAAAUAAAAGCAAUAAUAAUUUUUAAAUGAAUAAGAAUUUUUAUCUUAAGAAAUUAAAUAUUUAAAAACCGAACUCAAAUAGGAUUAACUAACAGAAUAAGAAAUACUAAAAAAAAAUGAAUAAAUCAAGCGUUUACAAAACACAAUUAAUGAAUUAGAAAAAUAAUUAAGAUUUUUGNAAUAGAUAUCUAUUAUAUAAAUGUGGUACACCUGGUUAUGCAGCACCUGAAGUGUUGAAUUCUUAAUGUACUCAUUACUCAUUUAGUUGCGAUGUUUUUAGUAGUGGCUGUCUUUUUUAUUAAUUGUAAUUAAAUCAUUGAUUUUCAGGUUAUUUCAUGAAUUACCCUUUAAAGGUGAUACAUUAUAAUAACUAGUACAUAAUAAUAGAAUUUGUUUAUUAGAUUUUCAGUAAGAAAAAUUUGAUUCUUUCUCUUUUAACAUCAAAGUAAUAUUUAAAUUCAUUUCUAGAAUCUCCUGAAAUCUCUAUUAGAAAAGAAUAUCUCUGACAGAAUACCUUUGAAAGAAGCUUAUUAAUAAUUUUUAAAUCUGUAUGAUCUUUGUAAAUAAAGAUGUGAUACUGAAGAUUGCCAUGAUUCUUCACCUCUUGUUAAUAGGUUACCUAAUUUAGAUAUAUAAAUUGGAAGAAUAUUUGAGUUAAAUUCAACAAGAGAAUCGAGACCCAGUUUAUAAAAUUGUGCAUAAUUUAUUUCUAAAUGA
Molecule: messenger RNA, 769 nt
Organism: Paramecium sonneborni
Lineage: Eukaryota; Ciliophora; Oligohymenophorea; Peniculida; Parameciidae
Source: the annotation of a GenBank genome assembly